Messenger RNA from Bipolaris zeicola 26-R-13, 186 nucleotides. RefSeq lists its product as uncharacterized. The record is from RefSeq and is a predicted model, not a curated record. The transcript has a single exon. Lineage: Eukaryota; Fungi; Ascomycota; Dothideomycetes; Pleosporales; Pleosporaceae. The annotation marks the transcript as partial.
GAGCGGUUCUCUAUACUUUGCACGAAUUGGGUUGCUCCGGAUCCCGGAAGAGACAUACCUCCCGAACACCCGAAUGGAUUAGGGGAUCCCACAUUCGCGGCCCCGACACGCUGCAAUUCGUUACUACAGUAUAUUUCGCUUCCGAAAAGAUUUCAAAGGCGAACUAACUUAUUUAAUCCGGACUGA